Dovyalis caffra is the source of this 1086-nucleotide messenger RNA. NCBI's taxonomy places the organism in Eukaryota, Viridiplantae, Streptophyta, Magnoliopsida, Malpighiales, Salicaceae. The record is from the annotation of a GenBank genome assembly.
AUGGCAAAGCGGCAACAAUAUUCGACUUAUGAUCCAUCUCUAUCACCCACUGGUGUAAGAUCGAGGGAAUGGGAGGGUCCGUCGAGAUGGACUGAGUAUUUGGGUCCUGAUAUGAGUUCGCCAAUGACAUCGAGGGUGUCUAGGAAUAAGGGUGGUUCGGAUGGACAGGUUCAGAGUUCGGGUGGUGGGUCUCAUAAGGGUUUGAAUUUGCAGUGGGUAGUUCAACUUACUGAGGUAGCUGAAGGCCUUAUGGCGAAAAUGUAUAGAUUGAAUCAAAUUUUGGAUUUUCCGGAUCCAGUUGGUCAUGCGUUUUCAGAAGCAUUUUGGAAAGCAGGAGUGUUCCCAAACUAUCCAAGGAUUUGCUUAUUGCUCUCAAAAAAGUUUCCAGAGCAUUUCAGCAAAUUGCAGCUUGAACGAGUUGAUAAGGUUGCUUUGGAUGCUUUGAAUGAUGGUGCAGAAGCUCAUUUGCUCAGUUUGGAGCCUUGGGUCCAGUCUCAACAACCUGGGCAACCAAGUGAUGGGAGAUGUAUCAGCUGGCUUGGCUCAGCUGUAGUAGAUUUAUCAUGCUUGCCACCUACAAGUGAGAACUCUGCUGAGUUGCUAGUAUAUGGAAAGAACUUUGGGUUGGUUCAAUUUAUAGAUUCUUAUGAUCCACCAUUGAAAGGAUUACAAGAAGAUCUAAAUUUUGUCAGUCCACGUAUUGGAGAGGUUUUAGAGGCUGUGGGUCCUAUCAUUUUCCUAUCUACAGAUACAAGGAAGCUCAGAAAUGAGGGAUUCCUAAGUCCUUAUCACCCUCGGUAUCCAGAUAUACUAACGAAUUCUGCUCACCCCAUGAGAGCCCAAGAUCUAGCAAAUGUUACUUCUUACAGGGAAUGGGUGCUACUUGGAUAUCUUGUUUGUCCUGAUGAGCUGCUUCGUGUCACUAGCAUUGAUAUUGCUCUGAUACAUGCUGUGAGGAAGAAGCAUGUUGUUGAAAUUGGAUACUCAAUUGAAUACUCAACAUACUGUGUGAAUGACACUUUCAAUGAGAUAAGUUGUUCUGAAGGAAAAUUUGAUACUUACGGUAUUCAGGGACGAGGUGAGUAG